GUCGGGGUAACAGCAGUCAGCGAUUUGGUGAAAGGAGUUUGAGUUGCGGUCAUUUUGUCAUCUCUCCAUCCAUAAUGUGCGCUAGUGAUGCGGAUUAUGAUGCUGUGCUUAGUUUCUGGGCUCCUGUGAAGGCUGAGCCCCAAAUCUACGGGGAGAUUGUUCUUCAGCGCAUGUUUGAGACCAAACCAGAUAGUCAGAAGCUGUUCCCCAAGUUUGCGGACCUUUCCAAAGAGCAACUGCAGAACAAUCCUGACCUCCAGGCCCAUGGAGGAAUUGUCCUCUGCAAGCUGACAGAAUUCCUGCAAGAUAAAGGGCAGGGCAAAGCUGUGACAGAUCUGGCAGAAACUCAUGCCAAGCAGCACAAGAUCCCUCGCAUCUACUUUCAGAUCAUCAGUGAUGUCAUUGUUGAAGUGGCAGCAGAGAAGAUUGAAGGAUUGAGCUCUGAUGCUCGAACAGCCCUGAAGAAUGUGCUGAAGACGUUUCAAACUAAAAUGGGAGAGUGCUAUGAUGUGCUGGGAUUUGAUAAAUGAAUAUAUUUGUUAGCUCUGUUCAUCUGAUGCUGCUUGACUCCUGUAUGAAUAAAACUACUAAAGUGA
Messenger RNA from Polypterus senegalus (gray bichir), 596 nucleotides. Its product is annotated as myoglobin-like. Gene Ontology annotation, cellular component: extracellular exosome. The record is from RefSeq and is a predicted model, not a curated record. Gene Ontology annotation, biological process: oxygen transport. The coding region runs from base 75 to 530 and encodes 151 amino acids. NCBI's taxonomy places the organism in Eukaryota, Metazoa, Chordata, Cladistia, Polypteriformes, Polypteridae. Gene Ontology annotation, molecular function: heme binding; oxygen binding. The transcript has 3 exons.